Molecule: messenger RNA, 1833 nt
Organism: Aspergillus heteromorphus CBS 117.55
Lineage: Eukaryota; Fungi; Ascomycota; Eurotiomycetes; Eurotiales; Aspergillaceae
Gene: ilv3C
Product: putative dihydroxy-acid dehydratase
Exons: 4
Coding region: 1-1833 (610 amino acids)
Molecular function (GO): hydro-lyase activity
Source: RefSeq, a predicted model, not a curated record
AUGGAGCCAAUUCAGACCGACCAGACUUCUCCCAGCGACUAUGACUUGUCGGCCCCGAUCUCUUCCACGUCCGGCCUGCGUCAGGGUCUGGCUUCAUACGGCGACCCUCACUUCUCGCUGUUCCUCCGCAAGGUCUUUAUAAAAGCCCUGGGCUACUCCGACGAUGCCCUCUCGCGCCCCAUCAUUGGCAUCAUCAACACUUACUCCGGAUUCAAUCCGUGCCACGGCAAUGCGCCGCAGCUCAUCGAAGCCGUCAAGCGCGGCGUGUAUCUCCAUGGAGGACUGGCGGUGGAGUUUCCUACCAUCAGUAUCCAGGAGAGUUUCGCCUACCCGACCAGCAUGUUCCUACGCAACUUGAUGAGCAUGGACACCGAGGAAAUGAUCCGUGCUCAACCCUUGGAUGCGUGUAUCAUGAUCGGAGGCUGCGACAAGACCGUCCCUGCCCAACUGAUGGGUGGCUUAUCCGCGAACAAACCAAUUCUCCCGCUCAUCACAGGGCCAAUGCUUCCAGGAAGCCAUCGUGGGCAAAGAAUAGGCGCAUGCACUGACUGCCGGAACAAUUGGGCUGCCUUCCGGGCUAAGGAUAUCGAUAUUGAGGAGAUUUCAGCGAUUAAUGAAGAGCUUGCCCCAACUAUCGGAACCUGUGGUGUCAUGGGGACUGCGAGCACAAUGGCUUGCAUCACCGCUGCUCUAGGAAUGAUGCCCCUCAGAGGCGCCUCGGCGCCCGCGGUUUCUUCCGCGAGAAUCAGAGUGGCCGAAGAGACCGGAGCGACUGCUGUGUCAGUUGCACGCGCGGAACGGAAACCCCAAGAUGUACUAUCGACGGAGUCCUUUUUAAAUGCCAUCACUGUUUUACAGGCCAUCGGAGGAUCGACCAACGCCGUGGUGCAUCUAAUGGCUAUCGCGAACCGACAUCCUCAAAUCAAGGGACUGAUAGCUUUACAGACAAUCGAGGAGAUAGGCCAGAAGACACCGCUUCUCAUUGACCUCAAACCAAGCGGUGACAACUAUAUGAAUGACUUCCACAACGCUGGCGGGAUGCUGGCGUUGCUGCAUACCCUUCGGCCUCUUCUUCAUCUUUCAGCAAUGACGAUCACGGGUAAGACCCUGGGCGAGGUACUAGAUGCCUCGCCAUUCAGGAUGUUUCCACUCUCACAGCAGAUCAUCCGACCACUAUCAGACCCUCUUUACCCUUCAUCGUCGCUGGUCAUACUCCGGGGAAAUAUUGCUCCUGACGGUGCUGUAAUGAAGGCAUCGGCAUCCAAAGACCGGAGCCUGCUUUCCCAUACAGGACCGGCAGUCGUGUUUGAAAACUCCGCAGACCUAGCAAAGCGAAUCGACGACCCCGAUCUUGAUGUCACCAAGGACUCCGUGUUGGUUCUCAAGGGAAUUGGACCGGUGGGUAAUCCGGGAAUGCCUGAAGCCGGUCUUAUUCCCAUCCCCCGCAAGCUUGGUUUUGUUGGUGUCAAAGAUAUGCUGCGGCUUUCCGAUGGACGCAUGUCGGGCACAGCAGGGGGUACCAUCGUUCUUCAUAUAUCGCCCGAGUCGGCCUUGCAUGACUCACCAUUUGGAGUGGUUCAAACCGGCGAUCUAAUCACGUGCGACAUCGCAACUAGGAAGCUUCAGUUGGAGAUCGCCGAUGACGAGCUGCAACGGCGCAUUGAGGCGAGAAAGCAAGCGCUCAAUAACAGCGCGGAGGUGGCACCGGCCAAGGAAAGGAAAAGGGGAUAUCGCAGCCUGUACGAGCGCUCGGUUAACCAGGCUCAGGACGGGGCCGACUUUGAUUUCUCACGGCGAUUGGCCCCUUCCUGCUACCCGAUCGGGCCAAAGUAG